Molecule: messenger RNA, 438 nt
Organism: Bombina bombina (fire-bellied toad)
Lineage: Eukaryota; Metazoa; Chordata; Amphibia; Anura; Bombinatoridae
Exons: 1
Coding region: 1-438 (145 amino acids)
Source: RefSeq, a predicted model, not a curated record
AUGUGUCCUACUGAACUGUAUGAUGGGGAGAUGUGUCCUACUGAACUGUAUGAUGGGGAGAUGUGUCCUACUGAACUGUAUGAUGGGGAGAUGUGUCCUACUGAACUGUAUGAUGGGGAGAUGUGUCCUACUGAACUGUAUGAUGGGGAGAUGUGUCCUACUGAACUGUAUGAUGGGGAGAUGUGUCCUACUGAACUGUAUGAUGGGGAGAUAUGUCCUACUGAACUGUAUGAUGGGGAGAUGUGUCCUACUGAACUGUAUGAUGGGAGAUGUGUCCUACUGAACUAUAUAAUGGGGAGAUGUGUCCUACUGAACUGUAUGAUGGAGAUGUGUCCUACUGAACUGUAUGAUGGGGAGAUGUGUCCUACUGAACUGUAUGAUGGGGAGAUGUGUCCUACUGAACUGUAUGAUGGGGAGAUGUUUCAUAAUGAACUCUAA